This is a messenger RNA of Lolium rigidum, 835 nucleotides long. RefSeq names its product Werner Syndrome-like exonuclease. Gene Ontology annotation, biological process: nucleobase-containing compound metabolic process. Gene Ontology annotation, molecular function: 3'-5' exonuclease activity; nucleic acid binding. The record is from RefSeq and is a predicted model, not a curated record. The transcript has a single exon. NCBI's taxonomy places the organism in Eukaryota, Viridiplantae, Streptophyta, Magnoliopsida, Poales, Poaceae. Gene Ontology annotation, cellular component: cytoplasm; nucleus. Bases 80 to 682 code for a protein of 200 amino acids.
UCUUGCUUUGUCUUCUCUCCCUUUCGUGAAACCCUAUCCACCCUUGUCGUUUGCGCACGGUAGAUUGGAAGAUCCAGGUAUGGCCGCCACGUAUGUCACCGACGUGCCCUUCAAGCGAGCUGUGAUCACCACCACCGUCACCUCCUCCGGCGCAGCCGUGGAGCGCUGGGUGGAGGAGGUGUACUCCAUGCACGGCGGCGCCCCGUACGAGAUCAUCGUCGGGCUUGACGUCGAGUGGCGCCCCAGCUACAGCCCCGCGCAGAACCCCGCCGCGCUCCUUCAGCUCUGCGUCUGCCAGCGCUGCCUCAUCUUCCAGCUCCUCCACGCCGACUACAUCCCCGACUCCCUCCUGGGCUUCCUCAUGGACAGCCAGUUCCGCUUCGUCGGCGUCGGCGUGGACGCGGACGCGGACCGCCUCGGCCGUGACUACGGCCUCCAGGUGUCGAACCUCGAGGACCUCCGCGGCGUCGCGGCGGAGGUGACGGGCAUCCCGGAGCUCCGGCAGGCCGGGCUGAUCACUCUGGCGCGCCAGGUCCUGGGCGAGAGCAUCGAGAAGCCGCAGCGGAUAAGGAUGGGGCCGUGGGAUGCCUCCCGCCUCUCCCGCGAGCAGGUCCACUACGCCUGCAUCGAUGCCUACAUCUCCAGCCAGCUCGGCGGGACGCUUCUCGACUGCGACUACUAGCAGGUGAUGCCGUGGCAAGAGGCAAGUCUUGCAGGCUUGCAUGCGAAGCGAGCUCGUCCUACACUCCAGUGCGGUAGAUUUUACUAGUAGUAGUUUUUGCUGCAUUUUAGAUCUUGUUUUCGUAAUAAUGUUUAAUUGCUCUGUCGCGUUUCU